Heterostelium album PN500 is the source of this 564-nucleotide messenger RNA. RefSeq lists its product as uncharacterized. NCBI's taxonomy places the organism in Eukaryota, Evosea, Eumycetozoa, Acytosteliales, Acytosteliaceae. The record is from RefSeq and is a predicted model, not a curated record. Bases 1 to 564 code for a protein of 187 amino acids. The transcript is spliced from 2 exons.
AUGAAUUCUUUGAUUGACUGUCAACGUCUAUAUCAAAUGAUGUCAUUAUCAAAUAUUACAAUCUUCAGAGGUUGCACUACAGUAAAGAGAUUGGUUCUUUUACAAUCCGAAAAUACCCAGAUCACCAAUAUCCCAUUCGGAACAGAAGAAUUGUAUAUCAAUUGUGAACAAGAAAAUACAACUGCAAAGAUACAAUUUAACUUUAAUAAUGCAAUACCAUCAUCAGUUAGAGAAUUAGGGAUCAACACAAUUGUAAUGCUAAACCCAAGAAUAGUUCCAAGUUCAGUGGAGUCAUUUGUUCAUUGGAGUAACGAACGUAUAUUCAAUUUUCCUGCACAUCUCAUUCCAGAUUCAAUUCAGGACUUCACUUGUUACUCAGUGUGUAUUCCACUCAAAAUAAAGAACAUUUAUAUAUCCACAAAAAACAAAUGUUCAAUUCGAAAGCUUGAUGAACAAUAUUAUCUUAUGGUUGGUCAUCCAAUUCAACGUUUCAUUGCAACGAUAUUUCACAAAUCAGAGAUUGUCAAACAUACUUUAAUGGAAAGAAUUCAAAGCCCAAAAUAA